AUGGCUCGGGAUAUGUCAGACAUUGACAUCCUUAAGAUGGAGCUGGAACAGCUGAAGAAAGAAGUCUCGACACCCAGGGAGCCUGUGUCCAAGACAUCCAAGGAGACCAUGGACUGGUGUGAGGCUGCGUCUGGUACCGACCUCCUGAUAACAGGAGUACCAGAUGAUAAGAACCCCUAUAAGCCUGAGAAGGGAGGCUGCAUAAUCACCUAG
This is a messenger RNA of Salvelinus namaycush (lake trout), 213 nucleotides long. RefSeq names its product guanine nucleotide-binding protein G(I)/G(S)/G(O) subunit gamma-T2-like. Gene Ontology annotation, molecular function: G-protein beta-subunit binding. The transcript has 2 exons. The record is from RefSeq and is a predicted model, not a curated record. Lineage: Eukaryota; Metazoa; Chordata; Actinopteri; Salmoniformes; Salmonidae. Bases 1 to 213 code for a protein of 70 amino acids. Gene Ontology annotation, biological process: G protein-coupled receptor signaling pathway. Gene Ontology annotation, cellular component: heterotrimeric G-protein complex.